UGUAAGUCUGAGUUGAGGAUGGUUCGACUCAAAUGGAUCCUAAAACUUGAUUUAACAUAAAUUUAAUUAAAUAGAGUUGAUACAUCUUAUUGAGGUUCCUUUUCCCUAAGUAGUGUAAUUGAAAGUGUUAAUAUUAAUAAUAAGCAUUACAUAUAUGAUCAAUAAAUGUGGCCAAAAAGCCGCGACGGAGAGCGCGCCCGAAACGGCGAAACGUAUAGAAUAGCGCUCGAAGUAAAAAAUCCGCACCAAACAUUCGAAAAUUCCCGCCGUUUCUUUUAUUUACUCCCAAGUCCCACCCGUCGGCCGUCGGUCCUCCUCCUCUUCUUCCCGCUACUCUUUGAAGUCCCAUUUAAGAUACUCUCUUCUUCUUCUUCUUACUUUUCUUGCCCUUGGCUCGUAUUCUAUCUCUGCCUGCGCCAUGGCCAGGCUAGGAAGAGCCAAGAAACAAGACAAGCUGGGCACCGGAAAGGUGACUCCAAUGCAGAUUGCUUUCAUAGUGGAUCGCUACCUCGCCGACAACAACUAUUCCACGACUCUAUCCUCCUUCAGAUCUGAAGCCUCCGAUCUUCUUUCCAGAACGCAUGGAAAAGAGGUCCCGAAGGGGUUGAUGGGGUUGGCCGACAUACUUGACGAUUACAUCCGCCUCAAGGAACAGAGGUUGAUCAUGGAUCGAGAGAAGCAGAAGGUUGAGGCGGCAAUGAAGGGAAUGCAGGAUUUGAUUCAGGUUUACCACUCUGAGCCCGCGGAAGGAGCAUCUGUGCCUAUUGCAACGUCUCCACUACAGAUCAUGGCGUCUCCGGCGGUUCCAUUCCCUUGCGGAUUGAACCCCAUAAAUCCCACGCAUCUGAACAAUAUGAUGCAUAUUCCUUCUAUUAGCAACAAUUCAAAACCACUUUUGUUGCCACCCAAGGCUGUUGGUACUAGUUUUUCUACCCCAACAUAUACACAGUCCUCCACUGAAAAGAGGAAGGCGCCAAAAUCUAUUGCUCAAGAACACACUUCUCCAAAGAAGCUCCGCACUCAGUCACCUAAUGUCUCCAAUAUUGUACAAGGAUCUGGACUAAGCUCACAAGAAACUUCCACAAGCAAUAAUGCUAGACACAGCAAAGGGAAAAACCCACUUGCUCUUUCAACAUGUGAUGAUAAUUCAAAUAUUCAGCCUUCAGUUCAAGGUUCAUCUGUUGUAAAGAAAUUGUUCAGGCAUUCAGAGGGUUUUCAGCCCAUCGCUUCUUCUCCUAAGACUCCUCCUCAGGCACUUACCUCCCAAAUGGACAAAUCUCUUUCUCCUUUAGAAAAUUCAGCUGUAAACGCUGCUGAUACUAAUAGCUUCCCUAUUGUCUCCUCAUCUAGCUGUUCUUUGAUAUCUUCCGAAACAAUAAUUAUCAGCCCGCUUAAGCACAAAGGUUUCUAUGCUGUUGAAAGGAGUUAUCAGGUCACCUGUUCUCCCAUUAAAACAUGCUCAACUAAGCUUGGAAAGAGAGAGCAUGUUAAAAGUAGACUUGAUUUUGACAAGGCUGAUGCUUUCGAGAGCAUGGAAAAACCUUCUAAAGUUGAUAAUUCCACCUCUUCUCCUUCAGAUACGGAAACUUCUGCUGGUCUCGACUUUGACCUCCCUGAUUUUGGAAUUUUUGAUGGAGAUUUCUUAUCCGGACUUUUAGUCGACUUUGGUGAUCACAAUGAAGGCUUUUCUGGUUGCCAUAAUGAGAACGCUUGCAUCAUUGCUGGGCAGGAAGAAAGCGGGGGCUUUCAAAAUUUACCUGAUUACUCUAUAUCAGCAGCUGCUGGUGCUACUUCUGAAUGUAUAGGAUUUCAAGGUUACACAACAAUUCUUGAAGAAGUUCUGACUGUGUGAAUUCCGUCAAAAAGUAGCAACUUGAAUCAAGAUUUCAAUAACUAUUAAGAAGAGAGGGAGUUGCUCUAUUGUCAAUGGAGAUUAACACAGGCUAAAGCAUUGACAGCUUCUAAAUUCAAUAGUAAGACUGACUUAUGAAUUGUCGCCUCAAAAGUUGUAGCUUCAAACUAAUAUAUUUGUUAUAUAGGUUUAAUGCAGUUGAAUCCAGACAAUAGUAGAUCUUGCUAAAUAGCUCCCAUUGUUGCUUUUUUAAUUUAUUCCACUAUUUAUAUUAUUGAAUAUGCAUA
Molecule: messenger RNA, 2139 nt
Organism: Phalaenopsis equestris
Lineage: Eukaryota; Viridiplantae; Streptophyta; Magnoliopsida; Asparagales; Orchidaceae
Exons: 7
Coding region: 419-1852 (477 amino acids)
Source: RefSeq, a predicted model, not a curated record